Molecule: messenger RNA, 2367 nt
Organism: Tarenaya hassleriana
Lineage: Eukaryota; Viridiplantae; Streptophyta; Magnoliopsida; Brassicales; Cleomaceae
Product: protein S-acyltransferase 21
Exons: 10
Coding region: 383-2251 (622 amino acids)
Biological process (GO): protein targeting to membrane; peptidyl-L-cysteine S-palmitoylation
Cellular component (GO): endoplasmic reticulum; Golgi apparatus
Molecular function (GO): protein-cysteine S-palmitoyltransferase activity
Source: RefSeq, a predicted model, not a curated record
AAAAAAAAAUAAGGAAGGGGGAAAUCACAGUCUAAGGUCAGUCCUUUAUAUUCUUCUACUGCUGCUUGAUUCCCCUCCUAAGGGGUUUCCUCAUCAGUAAAAAACCCAGGCCGAUGAACCCUAAAAAUCCUAAAUUUCCUUUACGGCUCGUCUAAAAUCGGUGUUGUAACACCUGGUUCACGGUCUUAAUGUUGCUUGUUCUUAGUGUAGGUUUAGAGCUUAGGAAAAAAAAUAGGAAGAAAUAAGAUCGGAAAGGGUUUACCUUCGAAAUCCUUUCAAGUCGUUUCAGAUUAAGGAUUUGCAUUGCGGGUUUUAGGCUGUUGUUUAGGAUUUUCCUGAAUUUCCGAGGUAUUAGUUUAGGGUUUUCUCGUUUCUCAUCACAAUGGCUAGAAGACAUGGAUGGCAACUUCCUGCCCACACAUUUCAGGUUGUCGCUAUAACCGUCUUUUUCUUGCUCUCUGUUGCAUACUACGCCUUCUUUGCUCCAUUUCUCGGGAAGGAAUUGUACCAAUAUGUCGCAGUUGGUGUUUAUUCAUUCUUCGCUUUCUCCGUUCUAGUUCUCUAUGUGCGAUGCACUGGCAUUGAUCCUGCGGAUCCAGGAAUUUUCAUCGAGGCUGAUAAGACGCCGGCCCAUAAGUCACAGAAUGGGAUUGCGUCCUCUGUUGAGGAAUCCGGUGGCGAAGGUCUAAAGCAUGGAGGACAGUAUACUAAACACGGCUCGGGUUGUUGUUCUGCUUUAGGAAGAUUCUUUUGUGGUUGUUUAGUGAUUGGAGAUUGCCGUAAAGAUGCCGAGCAGGAGCAGUCGGGUGAAGAAGAAGCUCUGUUCUGCACAUUGUGCAAUGCUGAGGUACGGAAAUUCAGCAAGCACUGUCGAAGCUGUGGCAAAUGUGUUGAUGGGUUUGAUCAUCAUUGCCGGUGGCUUAACAAUUGUGUGGGACGGAAAAACUAUGUCACCUUUGUGUGUCUUAUGGCCACAAGCCUCAUCUGGCUUAUUGUCGAAUUUGGAGUUGGGGUCGCGGUUUUUGUUCGGUGUUUUGUGGACCAUAAGGCAAUGGAACACCAAAUAACAGAGAAGCUCGGGGUUGGAUUCUCCCGUCCUCCAUUUGCAACUGUUGUGGCUAUUUGUACUGCUCUGUCGCUUCUUGCAACAAUACCUCUAGGAGAGCUUUUCUUUUUCCAUAUAAUUUUAAUCCGAAAGGGUAUCACAACAUAUGAAUAUGUUGUAGCCAUGAGAGCUCAAAGUGAACCACCUGGACCAUCAGUAGAUGGAGGAGAGCAACCUAGUCAGCCACCUUCACCAACAAGCUCGGCUGUGACCGCUGUGAGCGGAAGAAGCUCUCUAGGAUUGGGAUUGCAAUAUCGGGGUACUUCCUUGUGUACCCCUCCCAGAAUCUUCAUGGAUCAACAGGAUGAUGUUAUCCAGCAUCUGGAACCUGGACCUGUACCAUCCACCAUAGAUCCAGACACGGUUGCGCAGAAGAAGCCACCUCCCCGUCAAGUACGAAUCAGCGCAUUGAAGCUUGCGAAAUUAGACCCUAACGAGGCGGCUAAGGCAGCUGCAAAAGCACGGGCUUCCUCAUCAGUGCUCCGUCCCUUGAGUUCCCGACACAAUCCAUAUACCAACGGUUCGGAUAAUAAUCUCUCCAGCAGCGGUAGAAGCAGUCCUGCUAGUACCCAUCAAGCUUUUCAAAGCAGAAACGCUACCAAAAUGGUGAUAUCCCCUCCGAAGAGCCCAUACCACCCGGAAAGCACGGCUGGAUCCGAGUCUUGUGGUCACAGUCUCAGUAACAUCAGCAGCCCGGCAACUCAUCAGCCACCAUCCACCCGAGAUCACUUCAACCCGAUUUACCAAUCAUCAUCACCGGCUCAACAUUCUCCAAGCCAGAACAUUUCGUGGGCCCCGCCCACGAGAAGAAGCUUCCCUACUGCUGAUAACGCGAGCAAUUCGGUGGUGUGGGAUCCAGAAGCUGGGCGAUUUGUUUCUUCUGCUUCCAGGACCAGUGCCGUAUCAUCUCAGGCAGCCAGAACAGAGUUAGUAUACAGCGAGCAAUCCAUAUUUUUCGGAGGACCUCUGGUGAAUGAGCAUCUGAACAGAGCAGCUGCAACCACAGGAAGCAACCGAGAGAGAGGGAACUCCUCGGGGGCGGGUUACUUCCAACAAGGUAGAUCUCAGAGAGGAGGCCAACUUCCAGUGUUUGUGCCGACAGAAUCUCAGCAGCAACAGAGACAUCCUUCUUCUAGAUUCCCCUAGGAAAACACAUUGUAAACAACGAAUCUGGUUUUCUUUUUUUCUAAUGCCUCAGAACUUGGACUUUGGUUCUUCAUCUUUCUAUCGUUGUGUUAGAUUUUGUCUUGAAUUUUUGGUUA